AUGUCGUCCCCCGAAGCAGCCGGCCAAAAUGAUCCCUCCCAGUACCUCGUCUCCUUCGGCCCCGACGCCAACUGCACCCUCGCCCUAUGCCCCGUCGAAGCCUCCCUCCAGGGCUACCGGCCCGCCCUCGGUGUGCAAAUCGCCUUCAUCGCCCUCUUCGGCGUCUCCAUGCUCAUCCACCUGGCCCAGGGCAUCCGCUACCGCACCUGGUUCUUUGCCAGCAUGAUGGCGCUCGGCUGCAUCGGCGAGAUGAUCGGUUACGGCGGGCGCGUUUUGCUGUACCAGAACCCCUUCUCCUUUGACGGCUUUAUCAUCGAGAUCUGCUGCAUUACAAUCUCGCCCGUCUUCUUCGCCGCCGCCAUCUACGUCUCGCUCGCCAGGGUCUCGAAUUUUUUGGGCCCCGAAGCGUGCAGGUUUCCGGUCAAGAUAUACGUGUGGGUGUUUGUGCCUUGCGAUAUCGUUAGUUUGAUCUUGCAGUCCGUGGGCGGCGCGUUAUCAUCGAGUUCGGUGGGAAGUGACAAAUCGGGCGAGUACAUCACGCUUGCAGGUCUGGCGUUCCAGGUCUUCACUCUUACUGCCUUCACCGCUAUGGCGUUAGACUACCUCUUCCGCUACAUCUCGUACCGUAAAUCUCAGCAAGUGGAUCAACGCCGGAUCCUCUCGACGCGCCUCGAGAUCUUUGGCGUUUUCUUCUCGGCAUCUAUUCUCUUUAUCCUCAUCCGUUGCUGCUACCGUAUUGCCGAGCUCGGUCAAGGAUACAGUGGGUCAAUCUUCCGCAAGGAGGGUCUGUUUAUUGGGCUAGAGUCGGUAAUGGUGAUCCUGGCAGUGUUCGCCUUAAACAUUGCUCAACCAGGCUUCGCAUUCCAGAACCGCACUGAGGAGGCCUAUACAACCUAUGGUAACAAGGUUGAACACGAACCCAGCUCCGAGCAAAAGGCGUCAAAGGCCGCCAACAGCCCGGCAAACGCACCAACCUAG
Messenger RNA from Venustampulla echinocandica, 978 nucleotides. RefSeq lists its product as uncharacterized. Lineage: Eukaryota; Fungi; Ascomycota; Leotiomycetes; Helotiales; Pleuroascaceae. The record is from RefSeq and is a predicted model, not a curated record. Bases 1 to 978 code for a protein of 325 amino acids. The transcript is spliced from 3 exons. Gene Ontology annotation, cellular component: plasma membrane; fungal-type vacuole.